CGAGCUCUCAGCAUCUCGCAGCUCCCAGAAGCUGGAGGUUCCUCUUCAGCUCCUGUUGCUUCGGAAAGGUGCUGGCCAGAGGCCACCAGCAGUGUCCCCAGAGGUCGAGCAAGAGGCUGGUGCUGGUGGCAAUGCUCACCUAGGAGCCGGGUGAUACGCCGGCCUCCACGCCGUGCCACGAGCACACGGCCAGGCUGAGGGAGCCCUGGCACCAGCCCACACCAUGGAGCCCACCUCUGAGAUGAAGAGGAAUAGGUUACCCAGCAUGAACUUUGAAGCAGAGAUUCUGGCAGAUCCACACGAUAAUUCAGAGCUGUAUGUCAUCCCUUCCAUGAGAAGUCUCACGGCUGAGGAGUAUGUAGAGGCCUUUCAGUCAUUUUUGGAUCACUCAACAGAGCACCAGUGCAUGGAUGAGUUCAACAAGGAAGUGAUGCCACACAUCAUGGCUGGUCUCGGCAAUGGAAAAUCGACUAUAAACAUUCUGGGAGUGGGGAGCGGCACAGGUGAACAGGAUCUAAAAAUGAUCCAGAUCCUGCAGGCUGCACACCCAGAGGUCCUUAUUAACAACGAAAUCAUAGAGCCCAACCCACAGCACGUGGCUGCCUACAAAGAGCUGGUUAAUCGAGCCCCAGAUCUGCAGGGGGUCUCUUUUACUUGGCACCAGCUUACUUCCUCAGAGUAUGAACAACAGGUGAAAGAGAAAAACACACACAAGAAGUUUGACUUCAUCCAUAUGAUUCAGAUGCUGUACCGUGUGGAAGAUAUUCCUAACACCAUCAAGUUUUUCCACAGCUGCCUCAACCAUCAGGGUAAACUCCUGAUCAUAAUUCUGUCAGGCAGCAGCGGUUGGGCCAGCUUAUGGAAGAAGUACAGGCAUUGCUUGCCUUCAACUGACAGCGGCCACUACAUCACCUCCGACAGCAUCACGGCAGUUCUGAGGAAGCUCAGCAUCAAGUACCACGUUUAUGAGUUCCCAUCGGGUUGGGACAUCACUGAGUGCUUCAUUGAGGGGGACCCAGCUGGAGGCCAUAUGAUGGAUUUCCUGACAGGGACAAAAAAUUUCCUGGGCACAGCACCAGCAGCUCUGCGGAGCCGCCUGCAGGAAGCUCUCUGCCAGCCCGAAUGCAGCAGCAGGAAGGAUGGGAGAGUCAUUUUCUGCAACAAUCUCAGUAUGAUCGUAGUGGAAUCCUAGAGCCUGGACCAACUUGCAGAGGUGAUGUAGGGCAAUGCAAUUGUCCAAAUGGCAAAGCAGAGAUAGGCAGGCAGUAGAGCAGGGUUCAUCCAUCCCAGUCUGGGAGGAUGGAGCGGUCUGUGAUGUCAAGGAUGAACUCUUUGUUCUGCUGAGCUCGAGUUCACCCUGGAUUGUUCAGUAUUGGCAGAAUUUGUUUCAGAAUGUAAAAAGCUGUAUUAUACUACAAGCCUGCAUGGAAAGUAUUUUCUUAUAGAAUUGCAGAAUUGUUUGAGUUGGAAGGGACUUUUAAAGGUCAUCUAGUCCUAGUUCCCUGCAAUGAACAGGGACAUGCACAGAUAGAUCAGUUGCUCAGAGCCCUUGAAUUGAUCUUGAAUUUCUUCAGGGAUGGGGCUUCCACCAUGUCUCUGGGCAACCUGUGCCAGUGCUUCACAACCUAUAUUGUAGAAAUCUUUUUCUUAUAUCUCAUCUAAAUCUCCCCUCUUUUAGUUUGAAACCAUUUCCCUUUUUCCUAUUACAACAGAGCAGAGCUGCUAAAGAGGCUGACCUCUUCUUUCUCAUUGAUCCCUUUUAAAUACUGAAAGUCCACUCUCAGCUCUCCCUGGAACCUUCUCCAGGCUGAACACCCCCAACUCUCAGCCUGUCCACAUAGGAGAGGUGUUCCAUCCUUUGGAUCAUUUUUUGUGGUCCUCCUCUGAAUGCACUCUGAAAAGUCCAUGUCUCUCCUGUACUGAGGACUCCACAUCUGGACACAGUACUCCAGGUGAGGUCUCAUCAGCACAGAGUAGAGGGGCAGGAUUGCCCUCUUCUCCCUGCUGCCCAUGCUUCUUUUGAUGCAGCCUGGGAUACAGUUAGCUUUCUAGGCUGAGGGCAAUUGCUGGCUCGUGUCUGGCUUAGCACCCACCAGUACCCUCAGGUCCUUUUCCGCAGGGCUGUGCUUUUUCCUAUCAUACCCCAGCUUUUAUUGAUAGUGAAGGUUGCCACUUUCCAGGUUCCUGACCUUGCACUGGGCUUUGUGGGCCCACUGCUCAAGCCUGUCUAGGUCUCUCUGGAUGGCAUCCCAUCCCUCAGAUGUGUUGACUGCACUACACACCUUGGCAUCAUCCAUAAGCUUGCUAAUUGUGCACUCAGUCCUGUUAUUGAGGUCACUGAUGAAGAUGUUAAAGAACACUGGUCCCAGCACUGAUGCCUCAGGGACACCACUGAUCUCCAUACAGACAUUGAGCCAUUGACCACCACUCUCUGGUAUGCAUCCUCUCUAUGCUUUUGAUGCUGGGAAUUCCAGCUUUCUAUGCAGACGACAUGUUUACAUACCUGAAAAUGUGUCCAUGUGACACCAUAUGAUGCCCCCAUGCCAGCAGCAUAUAUGCACUGGUUUCUUACAACAGUACCUGGACGAGACCUGCAAGGUAUCCCCACUGCUUUGCACUAAGCAUGUGCCUCAGUGCACCCUGACAGGAGCACGCUGCUCUGCACUAGGUUUUUUGGUGGUUUUCUUUUUUUUUUUUUUAAAUCAGCAUUGUUAUUUACUACCCCAAAGCCCUCAGCAUCUCGUAAUAUAGACGUCUUAACAUUUUUUUUCCACCUUUUUGUUUGGAGAAUUUCUGGAUUCCGGGAUAAUACUUGCCCUGCACUCGUUCAGGCAGGUAUUAAUUUUGUUACUUUCUUUCUACUGUUUUUUCUCCAUACAAAAUAAAAGCCAUUUUGAAACAGAAAAUGUCACAUCUUGCUC
Messenger RNA from Lagopus muta (rock ptarmigan), 2921 nucleotides. Its product is annotated as carnosine N-methyltransferase 2. NCBI's taxonomy places the organism in Eukaryota, Metazoa, Chordata, Aves, Galliformes, Phasianidae. The record is from RefSeq and is a predicted model, not a curated record. The coding region runs from base 224 to 1192 and encodes 322 amino acids. Gene Ontology annotation, molecular function: N-methyltransferase activity. The transcript is spliced from 9 exons.